UACAAUAAACUUUUUGUAUAAAUCUAAUAUGCAUUUGCAUCCAAUUUGCUACUAGACAUUUAAUAACAAGUAGCGUAUCAAGAAAUAGAUCACAGCAAAUAUUAAUUAUUUUGUUUUUCGAUAGAUAGCGCUCUAUUCACGGUGUGUCUCGAUGCUCUCACAGCAGUUUGGAUAUCCCUGGACACCCCGCUAGUUAUACGGGUGGUCGUGACCAGUGACUCGGUAGCGUUGUAUGCAGUUGUGUCAAUUGGCUACAGCUGCAAGUCGUCGAGCGAUUUCUCGCUUUGUUUUGCACCGAAAGACCCGAGCUGAAAACGAGAUCGACGGAGAAAGCGCGUGAGCAGGAACGAGAGCCGUGUUCCGAGUGCGUGCGCUAUACUAUGCCUCACCCAAAAUCGGCACGUCGAGUGCCGUUGCGAUCGGUCACGCUGCUUCGACGACCGUGGGGAUUCGUGAUGUAGCCCCUCCUCCUUCCCCGCCGAUCUGUGGAAAACACUCUCCCGUGGGCAAUCAUUGCAACACCCCGGUCACAUCGAUGCGUCGUCACGCUACGUCGACGAGCUCUCGUGCAACAACAUUCACGGAUCUUGACCGCCGCGUCGAGUCACCCGCGACUACACGUUCAUCGUCAUCGUCACUAUCGUCGUCGUCGUCGUCGUCGUUGUCGAAAUCGUCGUCGUCGAAAUCAUCAUCAUCAGUGUCAUUGCUAUUGCCAUCGUUUCCCACAAGAAGUGCCUUCUCCCAACUGUUUGAUGGAUUCCCGAUAGUACGGGAGACAACAACCGUGUACAUGCACGUCUCAUCUGCCUCGGCGGCGACCGCGACGAUCUUGCCGAUAUACACCUUUGUCUAAUCCUGUCCUCGGUGCGCCUCGGUAAGUGCCUCCAAAGUGCCUUAAACGGAAUAGACAUCCACGCGGAGGAAUGAGAGGAGAAAGCGGCAAAAUUCUUGAUAGUAAAGGAUAUAUGUUUGUUGAGUUCUUUGAUUUUUUGAUGCCGCAUACGCGUGAACGUUUCGUGUUGUGUGCCUCUGUGACAGAGAAAAAAAACAAUUCACGUAAGAUUUUUUCUGAUCAUAUAUAGUAUCAGGGAUUGAAGUUCUAUCGGUUUUGAAUGACUGUGCCGAUUAAUUAGUCCUUAAUUAAAAUGUAGUUAACGUUCUUAAUUUGAAGUUUUCGUAUCAGAUAAGAAAAUAAACCUAAUUAUCUCAGAGUUUAUAAAUUAUUAUGUAAAAAUGGAAUAUAUUUUCUACCGUUAAUGCAUUAACGGCGGUUAAGACAUUGUCGGAUAUAUAUUUGUCGUAACAGAGCACAGAGUACUAUAUAGUGCAGCAGGGUACCGGCUGCGAUUGUUGGCGCGUGUGGCUUUUCGCCGGAGUGAUAACGGAUUCGGAAUCGCCCACGGGAUCGUAUCGUAAUGAAUUGGUAGAUUUCCACGAUGCGUCGAGUAAAUAACGCGUGUUACAAUCGAGCGAUUUCGUGUUGCAUAAUGGUCGAGAAGUAUCGUCGCUAUAGCGAUCGCUUGGGAAUUAUGUAUAUGUAUUGUUGUGUGCAUACAGUAUUAAAUGUAUGUAAUUAAAACGUGACGAGUCGCCGAAUAUUUAGGUUAUUCUGAAGCUUAUGUGAUAUUUAUUGAAUGAGGAAGAUUAAUUAUCGCUGAAGCUGCAUAAUGUGAAAUGAAUCAGCUGAUUAUGAUAAAAAUGUAUCAUAAUCGUUGAGAUCACAGUGCAAGAAGAGAAAAGAGACUAUUAUCGGAGUAGUCAAAAUAUCAAUCUUUGGUACAUAACUUGAAAGACAAAAUGUCCCAACUAAGCAUCAGUACCGGCAAACGGGGAAGAGGCGUUGCGAGUACCUCUGCGUCAACUGUAUCCGCAUUGAGCAGCUCCACGGACUUGGCGAGCUUCUUUGAGUGCCCAGUUUGUUUUGAUUAUGUGCUUCCACCAAUCUUGCAAUGUCAAAGUGGACAUCUUGUUUGCACAAAUUGUCGACCAAAACUUUCCUGCUGCCCUACGUGCAGGGGCCCACUGGGUAACAUCCGUAAUUUGGCUAUGGAAAAAGUGGCAAGCAACGUCAUGUUUCCCUGCAAGUAUUCCACCAGUGGCUGUACAGUUUCAUUGGUGCAUACCGAGAAAGCAGACCACGAGGAUACAUGCGAGUUCCGUUCAUACAGUUGUCCUUGCCCAGGUGCAUCCUGUAAGUGGCAAGGAUCGCUGGAACAAGUGAUGCCUCAUCUUAUUAUGAGUCAUAAGAGCAUUACGACCUUACAAGGAGAAGACAUCGUUUUUUUGGCAACUGAUAUUAAUCUCCCGGGAGCUGUGGAUUGGGUAAUGAUGCAAUCUUGUUUCGGUCACCACUUUAUGUUAGUACUCGAGAAACAAGAGAAAUAUGACGGACAUCAACAGUCUUUUGCGAUUGUACAAUUGAUCGGUUCCAGGAAGCAAGCAGAGAAUUUUGCUUACAGACUAGAACUGAAUGGUCAUAGAAGACGUCUCACGUGGCAAGCGAUGCCGCGUUCUAUUCACGAGGGUGUAUCGUCUGCAAUUUUAAAUUCUGACUGCCUUGUAUUUGACACCUCCAUUGCGCAGUUAUUCGCUGACAAUGGAAACCUAGGUAUUAAUGUUACGAUUUCUAUGGCCUGAGGAAAGCCAGAAAAGGCAAUGUAAAGAAAAGAAAAGUGGAAACAUAACUGCGCAAACAUAUCGAGCAGUCUUUUCGAUCAUGAAUGCGAUAAAGUAUCUUAUGAGACUGCCCGCUAUGCACAAAUAUUACAAUUUUUUUUAUGUUACCAGAUAAAUAUUAGCAAUACAGAGAGGUUAAGAAAUGUUGUUCGGAGUAUGUUGAUGAUAUGCUGCAUUCAAAUGCCCAGUACAGGACCGCCGUUGAGAAGCUUUAAAGUAUACUCGUCUAUGACUCUUAUGAAAGCAAUAAACAUCUCAGCUAUAUCCAUGCCGUGACUUUAAAGCUUCGACACUAAGCACAAUAUCGAAUUCCGAAAAUAAGUACCUGAUAUCCACGCUAUUGUCCACAUUACUCUUGCACAUUUCAUAUAAAAUUUUCAUUUACAGCUAUCUCUAAAGAGAGAUUCAAUACAUAAUUGAAUUCUACUGACAUCGUUUUUGUCUGUAUUUUAACGCUUUUCGGGACUCAAUAUGGCAAAUGUAAAUAUUUUGCCAGACGUAGUAUUUCACAAAUUUACUUUGAAUCUCGUCAUGUAAUUAUUGUGUUUCAUUUAUUGGUCAUAUAUAUUUUUAUAUUACUAUUUAUUUUUGUUUGUAAAAUUUACUCUGUUUGGCUUUGUAAGACUGUCUCAUUCUUUCAUUUCUAUUUCACAUUCUAUUUUAUCUAAAAAUCGAGUGUGUCAGAGUCGGAUUUACCAAUAGACACUAUGCGCACAAAUUUAUGACACUAUGCGCAAUCUAUCAAAUUUUCACAAAAUUGUUAGGUUAGGUUAGAUUGAGUUGUUUUUAAUAUAAUGUUAACUCUUUUAUAUUCUAAAUUUUAACUUCUAAAUUUUAUUAUAUUCUAAAUUCUGAUUUCUGUUACAUCAUAUAUAAGUCAACUAUUUAAAAUUUACUUAUUUAUUUUUAUUUAAUUUUGUUCUGUUAUGCUAUAUUAUCUAUUACAUUACUUAAUAACUAUUUGAUAUAUAUGGAGAUUAUUUUGUAAGUAAAUAUAGUACUAUGUAUAAAUAAUUUUUUAAUGGCACUCUUAUGUGCCUGUACACAGCAUACUGUUAAAUCCGACCCUGCUGCAUCUACGUAACGUGCAAGUCCAGCAGCUGGACUCCAGCUUUCUUCGUUCGUAAUUAACAAGCGCAGUAUAUUGUUCGACUAUUCGGCGAUAUGAUUAUACAUACGAUUUCAUGCUUUUCGCAAUUCUUACACAUAAAUAGCAGUGAAAAACAGAUCAAUUUUUCAUGAUCUAGUCUGAAUGUCGAAGCAAGAUGCUAAUAUUUUUACAACAAUUAUAUUAUGGUGAAGAGCAAUGUUCAAUUGCGGUAAAGUUCCUUAGCGGUAAGCGAGAUGAAAAACAAGUCAAAAAUGCUGAAUUAAAUUAUAAAAGAAAUGUUUUAUACAGCUUAGGUUUUAAGUUGUAUCACAAAGCUGCAGAUAUUAUUUACAUUAUAUUUAUCUUUAAUAAAACCCAUUUUAACAAUAUGGGUGAGGAGAAAAAAGACAUUGCUUUGACCAUAUCAAAUAUUUGUUAAAUUAAUAAUUAUAAUGUUUUUUUACGUAAAAUACAUUUUAUGUGAAUAUUACGAAUGCUAUCAUUGAUAGCAAUUGUUCUCGGAGCAGUAGAAUUUUCCCAUACUAUUAUAAACAUUUUUUAAAGAAAUUUUUGUGCAUUUUGAGAUACAUGCGAUUCAUUCUUUACAUUGUUAUUUUACAUAACAUCUGUAAGUUUUGGGGAGUAAUGUGAUAUCUAAACUAAAGAAAAACAGAGCAUUGAGCCGAAUUGCGUAACAAAAGUAAAAAAAGCGUUAACGAGAAAUUAACGAAAGCAAUUAAGAAGUUACAAGAAAGAUUAUUUUAUUAAAAGCAACAAUUUAGACUGAAAUGUUGCGAUAUGUGAGUAGAAUAAGUCUAAUUGAGUAAUUUAUAUUUUUUAUAGAUUGAGAACAUAAGCUUUAUUUUCGUUAAGUGAUUCAUAUGAUAGUUAAAACGACUAAACGACUCAAAGGCUGCUAUUAUAUUGGAUUAAUAUUGCCAUCGAACACUGAAAUUUUUAGUUGGUUUAAUGCUCUGUAAAGCAAUUGUGCAAGAAAAGAAGUUAAGGAGAGUACGUAGAUGAAGGCACUGUUAUUGUAAAUAAAAUGCGAAAACUUAUGUGAUAUAAUGAGUUAUGAAUAAUAUAAAUCACAACAUGAUACGUAUUCACGAUGUUGAAAAAAAACUCGAGGGAACCAAGUGCACGGUGUACAUACACCGUUAUAUGAUUAGCAUUAUGAAACUUGUACGAUUAUAUUUACGCGUCCAUUAGACAGAUAUUUAAUUUUAAUAGACUCAAAUAAGAAAUAAGCGUUCACGCGAGCGUUUUUGGCGGUUACCGAAAAAUAAAGGAGAGAAAAAGAAGUCGAAUUUCUAAUUUUGAUGUUGGUUGUUAUUCUGUACCAAGAUUGUAGUAAUUUCUUCCCUACUUUUAGCGUAAAAACAUAAUUUGACACAGUUGAAACUACAAGAACCAGUGUAUCCAUUGUAUAAGAUCCUUGUAUAAUAAGAAUAAAUACAGGGAUACUGCAUAAAGUAUUAUACGAUGAGAAAGAAUUACACAUGCUUCAUAACAUGCUGUAGUUUUUUUCUCUAAUAUAAACUCAGCACUGGACAGUGAUCUAAUUUAUGCUCGAAAGAAACACAUUACAUUGUUAAGUAUUGUGUAUAUAUAAGAUUAACAAUAGUGUAAUCCUUAUUCUUUAACUAAGUAGUAAUUUAUUCUCUAGCAUUCGCGAAGGCUCCAUUGCUAUUUUAUUAAACAUGAUCAUAGAGAAAACGUUUUUUGAUUUCUUUUGUAUAAAUAUAUUUAUUAUUAAUUCAUUUGUAUCACAAUAAUAACGAUGUUUUCAGAAUAAA
Messenger RNA from Linepithema humile (Argentine ant), 5565 nucleotides. The record is from RefSeq and is a predicted model, not a curated record. Lineage: Eukaryota; Metazoa; Arthropoda; Insecta; Hymenoptera; Formicidae.